AUGACGUACGCGGCGAGCAUCAUAACGAAGGCCGGUUUCUCCAUCAAUCCAGAACUACAGAGCCUGAUAGUACCAGUUUCCAUGAUAUGUGGUUCGGUUGUACCCAUAGAUCUUGUAGAAAAGACAGGAAGAAAGCCACUGCUUAUAGGGGCAUUUUCGGUGAGCGCGGUGUCACUUAGCUGCCUGGCGUCGGCGCUGCUGGUGCAGUGGAGCGGGGCGACGGUCCCGAGCUGGGUACUCGUGGUGACUAUUGCGACUGCAGUCUUCAGCUACACAGCAGGAGUGGUGCCGAUAGUCAAUAUUAUCAUUUUGAAUGACAUGUUUAAAUUUCAAGUACGUGGAAAGUUGAUUGGCCUCAUUCACAUGUUCAUCUGGAACUGCACGUUCCUCCAAGUGAUAUUCUUCGAGCUGAUAUUGAGCGCUCUAGGGCUCUACUCUGUGUUCUUCAUGUCAGCAUCGGUUAAUGUUCUUGGAGCGCUACUUGUGUUCUUCCUCAUUCCCGAGACUAAAGGCAAAACUACAGAAGAAAUAGAGGACAUUCUGGCUGGAAACAAAAGUGCUACUCCUGAAACUGCUUUUUUUUUUCAAAAACCGAUAGGCAGAUGA
Ostrinia furnacalis (Asian corn borer) is the source of this 606-nucleotide messenger RNA. Its product is annotated as facilitated trehalose transporter Tret1-like. Lineage: Eukaryota; Metazoa; Arthropoda; Insecta; Lepidoptera; Crambidae. Gene Ontology annotation, biological process: transmembrane transport. Gene Ontology annotation, cellular component: membrane. The record is from RefSeq and is a predicted model, not a curated record. The transcript is spliced from 4 exons. Gene Ontology annotation, molecular function: transmembrane transporter activity. The coding region runs from base 1 to 606 and encodes 201 amino acids.